Messenger RNA from Hemiscyllium ocellatum (epaulette shark), 3356 nucleotides. Its product is annotated as guanine nucleotide-binding protein subunit alpha-11-like. Gene Ontology annotation, cellular component: heterotrimeric G-protein complex. The record is from RefSeq and is a predicted model, not a curated record. Gene Ontology annotation, molecular function: guanyl nucleotide binding; G protein-coupled receptor binding; G-protein beta/gamma-subunit complex binding. Gene Ontology annotation, biological process: action potential; phospholipase C-activating dopamine receptor signaling pathway; adenylate cyclase-modulating G protein-coupled receptor signaling pathway. NCBI's taxonomy places the organism in Eukaryota, Metazoa, Chordata, Chondrichthyes, Orectolobiformes, Hemiscylliidae. The coding region runs from base 214 to 1308 and encodes 364 amino acids. The transcript has 7 exons.
UCCAAUUCGCUGGCUCUUGUCAUUUGAAUGUUGGAUUUACUUCACGAACAAAUGUACUGUGAUUGAGGCUAGAUUAAAGAGCACCAAGUCCGACCAAAUCUGACCCUGUUCUAACUGGUGGAUCAGUUGUUUGAGUUAGCUUUAAGUGAGUUUCAGUGAAGUUUCUUGGCCUUUGGUUAGUUUCAAUGUGAGAGUGAGGAUCUCCACCAGAGUAUGGCUUCGUGUCUGUAUUAUCUGUUUUGUGGUCGCUGCUACUGUUGUCUGUCGGAGAAUGAGAAAAUUGCAUUGUCUAUCAGCAAUCAAAUUGACAAAGACACAAAGCAGCUGAAACAGAAGCAAAUGAGAGAACUCAAACUCCUAGUUUUAGGCACUGGAGAAAGUGGCAAGAGCACAUUCAUCAAACAGAUGAGAAUCAUCCAUGGGUCUGGAUACUCAGAGGAAGACAGAAAAGCAUUUGCAAAGUUGGUCUUUCAGAACAUUAUCACUGCAGUACAGUCCCUUAUCAGAGCUAUGGACACAUUGAAUAUACAAUAUCAGCUGCAGGAGAAUAAGAAAAAUUUGUAUAAAAUAAAGGAUUUGGAAGCCUACAAAGUCUCGACUCUUGACAAACAGCAUGUGGAUGCGAUUAAAAGCUUAUGGAAUGAUCCAGGAGUGAGAAUGUGUUAUGAACGACGUCGGGAGUAUCAGUUGCUUGACUCUACAAAUUAUUACCUGACAGACAUUGAUCGUAUUGCAGCCAGUGAUUACAUCCCAACAGAUCAAGAUGUCUUGAGGGUUCGAGUACCAACAACAGGCAUCAAUGAGUAUUCAUUUAACAUGCAUACAGUAACUUUAAGAUUAGUGGAUGUUGGAGGACAGAAGUCUGAGAGGAGGAAAUGGAUUCACUGCUUUGAGAAAGUCAUAUCGAUUAUAUUCCUGGCCUCUCUCAGUGAAUAUGAUCAAGUCCUAGAAGAGAGUGAGAAUGAGAAUCGAAUGCGGGAGAGCCUGGGUCUUUUUCACUUUAUUCUGAAAUCCAACUAUUUUGUCAAUUCAUCCAUCAUCCUGUUCUUGAAUAAAAAGGAUAUUUUGGAAGAGAAGAUUAGAAAGUCGCAUUUAGUGGACUACUUUCAUGAAUUUGAUGGACCUAAAUGGAAUGCUGAAGCCGCCAUGAACUUUAUCGAGAAAAUGUAUCUACGCCAAGUUGAAGAGGGGAGAAGAAUCUUCUCACACUUCACCUGUGCCACAGACACCGAUAACAUCCGCAAAGUGUACUUGGAUGUUAGGGACACUGUCUUGUUUGGAAUCUUACAAGACCUGGAUUUAUUGUAGAAAGACAAAAGUGGUGACUUUAACUUUCCCAAUACAGCUUGGCUGAGAACAUAAAAAUCCUUAGAAGUCAUAUCAACACUCCUAUCAAUGAUGUGUUUCUUCAGCUGUUGCACCAUAGAUUUGAAAAGCACUUAUUUCCAAAAUGAAACCUUUCUGGAACUAUUUUUGUGAUCAUAUUACUGUUAAUCUUCACACAGAUCAACAAACUUUAAAGUGAAGAUUAACUGGAGAAGGAUGGUCAAAUGAAGAAGAAACUGUAAUAUAUCUUCAUGAAUUUUCCAAGGGUUUGUUCAAUGAUUUUGACAAUCUAUAAUUUGUCUUUAAAAGCCAGGUUAAUUAUUAUACUCAAGAAUGGAUGUUUGUACUGAGUGAUCUCAAGAUCAGAGGUAAACUGGCGGGAAUGGCAAAGGAGACCAUGAUCCCAGCACAUUCAGGAUCAUGUGCCAGGAGGAAAGAAUGUCACUCACUCUUUACAAGUCACCCCAAUGAAUACUGAAUUGACGCUACCUUCCUUCAGGCCUGAGAUGUGUAGCUCAUCCCCAGUGACACAAUUCACCCCUCUUGCUCAAGAACACAGAGCUUGGUGUUUAUCCUGGAGUUGCCAACUCUGCUUGGACAUAUAUCAUAAAAUCAUAGAAUCCCUACAGUGGGGAAACAGGCGAUUUGGCCCAUCAAGUCUAUUCUGCUCCUCUGAAGAGCAUCCCAUCUAGACUCAACCCCUACCCUAUUAGCCUGUAUUUUCCAAGGGUAAUCCACCUAACCUGAGCAUCCUGGACUUUAUGGGCAAUUUAGCGUGGCCAAUCCACCUAUCCUGCACAUGUUUGGACUGUGGGAGGAAACUGGAGCACCUAUGAAAAUUCCAUAUGGAUAGUUGCCAGAGGCUGAAAUCAAAACCAGGUCCCUGGUGUCGUGAGGCAGCAGUGCUAACCACUGUGCCACCCGCUUCAGCUCAUUGUUUGUAUAAUUUCCAGUUGGUGUGGAAUAAGCAAUCUGUUACCUGAUUAAGAAUCUAAUGCAUACAGCUAUAAUGCCUCAAGCCUCCAAUGUUUUAGAAAUAAUAAAAGUUUUCAAAGAAAACAAGAAGCAAACAUUACUAUUUUUAGCAACCCCAUGAUCUUCAUCUCAUGUUGCCUGCUGCAGUCUCCUGGAAACUAACGCUUAAUUCCUGGGGAGAACAAAAGUGACGGGCAACAUCAUUUUAAUAGGAAUGAAGUGAAUACAGUGUUGAGCUGUUAUACAGUCAGUGGUUUCAAAGUGUGGUUGACUCUCAACUGCUCCCCUGGGCAAAUUAGGAUGGGCAGUAAUACUAGCCUGGCUAGUGAUGCCCACAUCCCAUGAAUUAAUAAAACAAAUCUGUCAGCACUGAUUCUAGACCAGGGAGGUCUCUCACGCGCAGUCAGAAAUUUCCAGCUGGCCUUAUUCCCCCUACUACUGACUCAGUGACAGCACACACUCCAGUUUGAGACUGUAGAACAUAUUACAAAAUAACACAGAUCUUACUUUGGCAUCAAUUUUUACCCUUGCCUCCUACUCCUCGAAGUGUUGAUUUCUUCAAAGAACAUAAAACAACACAGCGUAGAACAGGCCCUUCAGUCCUCGAUGUUGCGCCGACCUGUGAACUAUUCUCAGCUCGUCCCCCUACACUAACACAAAGUCAUCCAUGUGCAUAUCUAUGGAUUGUUUAAAUCUCCCUAAUAUGGCUGAGUUGACUACCUUAGCAGGUUCUUGAGCUAUGGUUCCCACCUGCCCUUGAGCUGCCUAGCCCAGAUUGCUGAUUUGUCAAACCUUGACAAUUAGUGUUUGCAGGCUAUUUGACUGCAGUAACAUCACAAACCAGCCAGAUCCCAUUGUUAUUUGGUUAUCCACGUAGUUGUACUCUCAGCGGGGAGUUGAGCAACGAAGGAAUAGUAACAGUUUUGAUUGCCUUAGUACAGGGGCAUUGACAAUUACAUGGUUAUGAUAUCAGAGUCAACUUCAAAGUCAGUUUGAGGCAUGGUUGAAAAAGUUCUACUCACCAACAUUUUGAUGGUCCUGUUUGAUUGUAGUGA